Ooceraea biroi (clonal raider ant) is the source of this 3565-nucleotide messenger RNA. RefSeq names its product Syntaxin-binding protein Rop (gene Rop). NCBI's taxonomy places the organism in Eukaryota, Metazoa, Arthropoda, Insecta, Hymenoptera, Formicidae. The record is from RefSeq and is a predicted model, not a curated record. Gene Ontology annotation, biological process: vesicle-mediated transport.
CAGUUCGUAAGUUACGAGCGCGCCGCACGUCGCCGUCGCCAUCUGGCGGCCGCGCGGCCAGUCAGUCCUGGCAAAAUGGCGCUCAAGGCACAAGUCGGUCAGAAGAUUAUGAACGAGGUGAUCAAGCAGAAAAAGAAGACAACAGGUGGAAUGGAAUGGCGGAUUCUGGUGGUCGAUCAGCUCGCCAUGAGGAUGGUGUCCGCGUGCUGCAAGAUGCACGACAUCAGCGCUCAGGGUAUCACCCUAGUGGAGGACAUCAAUAAGAAGCGCGAACCCCUGCCGACAAUGGAGGGCGUUUACCUCAUCACGCCUUGUAACUCGUCGGUGCAAAAAUUGAUCGACGACUUCAGCAACCCGACGAGAACCACCUACAAGGUUGCCCACGUGUACUUCACGGAAGUAUGCCCGGAGGAGCUGUUCAAUGAAAUCUGCAAGUCUCUCGCCGCUAAAAAGAUCAAAACCCUCAAAGAGAUCAACAUCGCAUUCCUGCCGUAUGAAUCGCAGGUCUUCUCGUUGGACUCGCGCGAGACCUUUGCCUGCUUCUACAAUCCCUCAUUCUUCAAUCUACGACCAGCCAACAUGGAGCGGAUUGCCGAGCAGAUCGCGACACUGUGCGCCACUCUCGGGGAAUAUCCGUCAGUCAGAUAUCGCAGUGACUUCGACCGCAACGUCGAACUCGCGCAGUUGGUGCAGCAGAAGCUAGACGCGUAUAAGGCUGAUGAACCGACGAUGGGCGAGGGGCCUGAGAAAGCGCGUUCUCAGCUGUUGAUCCUGGACAGAGGAUUCGACUGCGUUUCACCUCUGCUGCACGAGCUCACGUUACAAGCGAUGGCAUACGAUCUGCUGGACAUUGACAACGACGUUUACAGAUUCGAGGUAGCGGCGGGUCAGGAGAAGGAAGUGCUACUCGACGAGAAUGACGACCUGUGGGUGGAGCUCAGGCACCAGCACAUCGCUGUGGUGUCUCAGAACGUGACGAAAAAUCUGAAGAGGUUUACCGAAUCAAAAAGAAUGCCGCAGGGCGACAAGCAGAGCAUGCGAGACCUGUCGCAGAUGAUCAAAAAGAUGCCGCAGUAUCAAAAGGAGCUGAGCAAGUACGCCACGCACUUGCAGCUGGCGGAGGAUUGCAUGAAGCGCUAUCAAGGAAACGUAGAUAAGCUUUGCAAGGUCGAGCAGGAUCUAGCUAUGGGCACCGAUGCGGAGGGCGAACGUAUCAAGGAUCACAUGAGGAACAUCACGCCAAUUCUGCUCGAUCAGACGGUGAACCAUCUGGACAAGCUGCGCAUCAUCUCUCUGUACGUCAUCAGCAAAAACGGCAUCACCGACGAGAAUCUUAAUCGAUUGGUGCACCACGCCCAAGUGACCGACGAUGAUAAGCAGACCAUCGUCAACAUGGCGAAUCUCGGCAUCAACGUCGUCCUAGACAGCAAUCGCAAGAAGUUGUACACGGUGCCGCGUAAGGAGAGGAUAACGGAGCAAACUUACCAGAUGAGCCGUUGGACUCCAGUCAUCAAGGAUGUAAUGGAGGACUCUAUCGAAGACAAACUCGACUCGAAGCACUUCCCGUUCCUUGCUGGACGUGCGUCCAGUUCGGGAUAUCACGCACCGACCAGCGCGCGAUAUGGACACUGGCAUAAGGACAAGGGUCAGCAGACCAUCAAAAACGUUCCCCGCCUGAUCGUCUUCAUCGUUGGCGGCGUGUGCUUCUCCGAGAUACGAUGCGCUUACGAAGUCACGAAUGCCUUGAAAAACUGGGAGGUCAUCAUUGGUUCGUCCCACAUAAUUACACCAAAGUCGUUCAUAAAUGACCUGAGUAAACUGCACGUCUAAAUCGCCGCGUAACCAAAGAAACAGACGACAUUCCCGCACCUCUAUGAUCUGCCAUUAGCCUCGACUCCAUUACCAGUAGUACCGGCUACGAGAGACCGUCGACGAUCCCGAAUGCGAAAUUAGAAUAAUAAUCAACCGCGUGACCGCACGCAGAGUCAAUUCUUCGAGCGAGAACGUCUUCUCCGGGAGCUUACGGAGAUUACGUGCGACCGUAAUCGCGAGUAUCGAUAUCAAUUAUCAGUCGAGCACGUACACAUGUAACAAUAUGAAAGUAUUCGCGUGUUAGUCGAUCGCGCGGAGGGUCUUGAUCGGUCGAAUCACAUGAAAUCGAGUGCCUGCGCGAGUACACAGUCAUCGGGGAAUCGCACGAGACAAACAUCGUGCGGCAGUUAUUGAUGCAAGAUCGCAGGAGAGACGUAGAACGAUAGAGAUGUAGAGAUGUAUUGGUCGUGUGCGUUAACACCACCACCAUCCUUUGUCGGUAAUAAGGACGGGAGUUGCGUGUACCUUUGCACUAGGAGUACGUCGUAGAGAGGAGGGACCGUGAUAUUCCUGUACAUUUUUCCCGUUAGUGUUUCGUUAUCUUCCGCUCGUUGAGACUUACUGACCGUACUCGAGUUGGCGUUUUCGAUGUAGAUAGCCUACGUUCAAGCAUAUAGUAUAUAUAUAUACACGUAUGACUUCUGCUAUUUCUGGAAUUCAUUCCAUCACGAUAGAGACUUGGGAUUUAAACGUCACGUCGCAAACUCGCUUUGGUCUUCACUUGACUCUAGUACUAAUUACGAUUAACCGUGAUAAUGCUAUUUAUUUUCGGUAAUUAUUACUUCUCGAGUCCUAUCUUAGUCGCACUGAGUGUAAAAAUAAAAACUGUUAGAUGUAUGAAUCUGUCUGCUCGUUGCUCCUACCUUCGUUAACUUAUUUCUUAUCUCAUUGUCAGUAUCGGAGCCGCAACCGUUCGCCGCGACCAGAAGGUAGAGAAGUACUUUCGAGCAGAAGCUUGCGCCUGCCGAUGAGUAAUCAUUAAUGGCAAUAAUUAAUGUAACGUCAUUAAUUAAAUGUUGCGAUCUAUUAUUAGCAGGAGAGAUUAUUAUAAAGUUAAACGGUAUUUAUAAAGUAUAUAUCCUGUUGCAUAUAUGUAUGUAUGUAGAUUAUAUAGUAACGAACGAAGUAUUCUCUGUGCUUAUAAAGGCCUACGUUGCGCUCUACUUGGCGUCUUCCUUUAAUCAUCACUGUAUACCACAUUUACGCGAAUCAAACGAUUGUAACGCGAAAAAAAUAACGCUUUUCCGUGGUUUAGAUAACAUUUCGUUUGGUAGCUCGCUCCUUAUUGCAAUUCAUGGUUCCAGAAAGUUAUCGACAAUCUGAGAUCAAACCUAAAAUCCGUUUAUAAAAUCGUAACGAAACGGAUUUCAGUGCCAUUAACAACUGCUCUCUUCUCUCCUCAUUUGAUAUUUUUUAUCUUCUACUUAAAGUGAAACAGCGAGAGAUGUCGAACUCGAAAGAGAAGGUAAUUCUAGCUUACAGCGGUGGUUAGAUGCUUCUUGUAUAUUUUUCUGCAUGCAAAAAAGAGGAUUUCAAGUUAUGUGGCGAGAACUAACGACGAUUCUGUGCAAAACGAGAAUCUCGAGGCAGUUAAAGAGAAGGCGCUCAAGAUAGGUGCCGUCAAGGUAAAAAAUAUUGUAUUUAUUUGACUCUCUUCAUGUUCUCCAGUAUUAAAUAUAUGAGAUAAAAAGUG